This is a messenger RNA of Saccostrea echinata, 2475 nucleotides long. Its product is annotated as short-chain dehydrogenase/reductase family 42E member 1-like. The record is from RefSeq and is a predicted model, not a curated record. Lineage: Eukaryota; Metazoa; Mollusca; Bivalvia; Ostreida; Ostreidae. Gene Ontology annotation, biological process: steroid biosynthetic process. The transcript is spliced from 10 exons. Gene Ontology annotation, molecular function: 3-beta-hydroxy-Delta5-steroid dehydrogenase (NAD+) activity. The coding region runs from base 3 to 1238 and encodes 411 amino acids.
AGAUGGAGACAACUUCUGUUUCAAAGCGACAUCAAAUGAUACAUGACGACGCCGAUAAUGUCCAUCUCGUAACUGGGGGUGGUGGUUACACGGGAUACAAACUAGGCAAACGGUUGGCAGACUUGGGAAAGAAAGUUAUUUUAGUUGAUAUAGUACCCCCAAAAUGGACACUGACAAACAAAAUGUCAUUUGUGCAGUGUGACUUGACCCACGAAGAUGAUGUAAUGACAGCUUUAGGAGGAGCAGAUUGUGUUUAUCAUUUAGCGUCAUAUGGAAUGUCCGGCAAAGAACAGUUUAACACCAAAUUGAUCGAAGAAGUUAAUAUAAGAGGAACAGAAAACGUCAUCAAGGCAAGUAUAACACACGGCAUAAGACGUUUGGUAUAUACAAGUUCUAACAACGUCGUCUUUGGAGGUCAGGAGAUCUGUAACGGAGACGAGUCUUUACCAUAUCUGCCUCUGGAAAAUUUUUUAGACCAUUAUUCAAAAACGAAGAGAAUUGCUGAACAAACCGUUUUGGAAGCUGACAAGAAGAACGUACUCCGAACAUGCGCACUACGGUUGGGGGGAGUUUACGGUGUAGGAGAACAGCGCCAUAUACCAAGAGUGGUGAAUAUGGCGCAGACAGGAGUAAUUCAGGCAUUAUUUGGCACAGAUUCUCUGACAGAUUUUUUACACGUAGACAAUAUGGUCCAAGCUCACAUCUUGGCUGCCAAAGCGUUGACCAAAGAAAAGGGAUACAGAGCGGCAGGACAAGCAUACUUUAUAUCCGAUGGGGCUCCCAUUAACACUUUUGCGUUCUUCCGCCCACUUAUAGAAGGUCUGGGCUACUCUUUACCAAGACUCCAAAUUCCAAUCUGGUUGAUGUGCUCUAUUGCAUGGCUCAUCGAGAUGGUACUUUACAUAUUGUCUGGGGUCUACGACUUCCAGCCCAUUUUAACGAGAAUGGAGGUGUACAAGAUGGGCGUCUCCAAUUAUUUUUGCAUCAAGAAAGCAUCACGUGACCUUGGAUAUAAACCAAUCAAGCAAAACGAAAUAUCCGACAUACUUCAGGACUUCAUGAAGCGAGGAUUCCAAGCGAAGCAGAAGAAUAUGUCAAUAGUGAUUCGUUUGAAUUGGUUUGCUAAUUUUAUCUUUUAUGUGGCCUUUACGUCUUUCGUCGUGUCAUACUUCCCAAUGUGGAACUACAUAACAUUUGAAAAAGCUACCUUACAUAUGUUUUUCGACAAGUGGAGCUAACACUGGGAGUAAGUGACACAGUUUUAGUGAAAAUUUCAGCGAAUUAAACAUUUUCAAUUUUUUUCUUCAUUUUUUCAAAUUGAAACAGUUGAAAAAUGUAUCUAAACGCCCGAAAUGGCAACCAAUUAUAUGGUUUUCAAUAAACAUAUUUCUUAGAUGUCCUCACAAGCAAUAUAUUGAAAAACAUACAAGAAGUGAAAUGUGCUUGGGGCUUAUACUAUAUAAUAUGUACUUAUAGAACACACGUAUGAUUUUUGGAGAAACGUUAGAUUUUCUGGUUAGUCAGUAGCGAAGGGAAACAUUAUCUAUCAAACGCUCAAUUUAAUCACAUCAAGGAGGAUUAAACUUUUAAGACAUUGUUCCAAAUCCUGCAGUAAUUAUUUUUGUGUUCCUAACUUUGCACGACCAAGGAAGAAUCUUGUGACAUUUUUUGAUUCAAAGAGUUUAAAUUUUUGACUUGAUUUUUUUUUUUUUUUUUUUUUUUUUUUUUUGCAAAUUCGUCCUUGCGUCAAGUGUUUGAUCUAAACAUAUUUGCAGUUCCUGUUGUAUAAAUAUUGAGUGAUUUUACUUUUUGCAUUUAAAUCUUUUUUUCUCUCCAAAAUUAUAUGCAUUCGAUAUUAAAGCUUCUAGAUUAACUGUUAUUUGGCAUCUAAAACUUUCUGGAAUUGCAGCUGAAAUCACCCUUUAUUCGGUGAUCUACGCAACAACAGUUUUUGCAAUGCAUUGGUACAAUUUUGUUCUUAUCAGUAUAAUUUAUUUUUACAUUAGUAUAAUAAUUUUAUUCAACAAACUGCUUCUUCAAUUGUACUUUUUUAUUAUUUAUAUCUGAUUUUUGAAAACUUUGAUUUUAGUGAUCAAUGUCGCAAAAGUAAUGACGUUGUUUUCUUCUGAAAGUUAUCGAAUCUCUUUGCCUUCCUGAUGGAAAUCUUGAAAGAUUUUUGAGCAAGAUAAUGACGUCACUUUCUGAAGAAACAAUCGAAACUUUUGAAAUCAAUGGAUAUACACAUGAAAUAUUCAGGGUUGUCAUUUUAAGGGAAGUUGUGCUUAUCUUCGUCUUUUGCAUAUGAAAAUUACAUACAUGUAUAUCGACAAAGCGAUUUUUCAUUGUUGCAUGUUAAGCAAUAUUAAUUCAAAUAAAAGAAAAACAAUCCAAUCAAUGAUUUUUUCUUAAUCUUGAUAUACAUAAAAUUAUUCGUGUAAAAACGUAGUUUUUAGAUGAUUGCUAUAUAUUUGUAUU